Molecule: messenger RNA, 1236 nt
Organism: Paramisgurnus dabryanus
Lineage: Eukaryota; Metazoa; Chordata; Actinopteri; Cypriniformes; Cobitidae
Gene: zdhhc4
Product: zDHHC palmitoyltransferase 4
Biological process (GO): peptidyl-L-cysteine S-palmitoylation; protein targeting to membrane
Cellular component (GO): endoplasmic reticulum; Golgi apparatus
Molecular function (GO): protein-cysteine S-palmitoyltransferase activity
Source: RefSeq, a predicted model, not a curated record
CGUAAGUUCCUCUACUUCAUUGUAGUUCCGCUCCACGCAAAACACCAUACAGAUCGUUUGAUGAUGAUACUCAGUUUCGUCCUGCUCAGGUAGUUGCAAAUGGACUUUCUCACUUUGUUUGGUAUAUAUGUGGCGGUGGUGCUCACCUGCAUUGCUCUGGUUUGCAAGUAUUCAGGACAUCAACAGACACCUCUCGGCCGGCUUUUGGACACAGUCAUAGGUGUUGUCUCUCCAUGGAUCCCUCAAUGUCUGCAAAGCAUUUGCUACAGUGCUUUGCACAGAUUAUUUCAUCAGAGGAACAACCUCUUCCUUUACAUGCAUCUGUUACUUGAAGUUGCUGUGUAUGCGGAGUUCUCCUAUGAGGUUUUUGGCUUUUGUUUGGAUAUGGGCACAAGUUUAAUCAGCUUGUGCGUUCCCUACGUCCUACUUGCGCUGAAGUCUUAUCUGUUCUACCUGUGUUGUAGCAGGGAUCCAGGCACAUUGACAAAGGAAAACCAUAACGCACAAUUGAAGGUGUACCAGUAUGAUGAAAAACUGUUCCAUAAGGGAAUUAGAUGUUCGACCUGUGACCUGGUGAAACCGGCCCGUUCCAAACAUUGUAGAGUUUGCAACCGCUGUGUCCAGAGGUUCGACCACCACUGUGUGUGGGUGAAUAACUGCAUCGGUGCUCAGAACACUAGGUACUUCCUACUGUACCUCAUGAGUGUAUGUGCAAUUGCAGCUGAUAUUGCAGUCCUUAUAGCAGAUAUGUUGCUCCAAACUGUUGUGAGAUCUGGACUCCUUCAUGCUCACUACAUUGAUGAGCAGGGUCAGCAACAACCUGCUGGGUUGCUCUUUAUUAUUCAGCAUCUGUUUCUGACCUUCCCAAGGAUUGUCUUCAUGCUGGGGUUCUUGGUAUUCGUCUUUUUCCUUUUGGCAGGUUAUUCAAUGUUCCACACGUAUCUGGCUUUGAUAAAUCAAACCUCUAAUGAGUGGUUUAAGGGAAAAGGCCACAGUUGUCAGCAUUGCUAUCCUUACUCUGGACACAGUUGCAGGACUUCAUACAAUCUGUUUAGAGGUUUCUAUCACAGGGGAAUACUCAAAAAUCUUGGAGAAAUCUUUUGGCCUUUAUGUCCUGUUAUGAAAAAAGACAAUUAAGAAAAUCACGUGGUCCUCUUUUUAAGUGUGUAUUUGUAUUUCUCUGUGUUGUAUUUUGGUAAAUGGGAUUUUUUAAAAUAAAUAUUUUAUUGCAAUGUG